AGUCAAUACUAUUACUGGGGCUAGUUUCACAUUGAUGGCGCAGCAGGAGGGUAGUUUUGCUAACGGGGGUAUAUGAUAUGACGGUAAUGUUGCUUUUGAAAAACUUUCAUUUCUUAACAGAAAUUUCAGUUUAAACUUGUUUUCCUGCUGAGACAAACAGGUUUUCUGACUCAGCGUAGUUGCAGAAGAAACGGAUUUAGCCCUAUCUCCACUCGGCUAGGAUUAGCCAGGAGACUAGCCUGUUUGUUGUAAGCAUAGUGCCUGUAGGAAGCUAGUUUCAGCUUGCUACUGCUGCCCACCGAGGACGAUAUAUCGUAAACGAAAUGUCUAAAGGUCGAAAACGUUCGAAAGCCAAAGCGGCAGCUAAAGCAGCUGUAUUCGGUAUGCCUCCAGGAGCAAGGCCUCAGCCUUCUGGUGGACUUUGUAUUGUUGGUCCGCCACUUCCAGUAGCAAGGAUGCCUGGAGAUCACUUUCCUAUGGGCCCGCCCGACUUUGGACCCCCAAUGAUUGAGGAUGGGCCAUUUAUGAACGAGCCCCCUGAGUUUAUUACAAGAGAUCGGUAUGUGCAUAGACCAGGGUUCCACCCGCAAGAGUUUGAAAUGCCCCCGCGCCUCCUCCAUCCAGAUUUGGAGGACAGACUACGAGGUUUUCGCCCAGAUCCAUAUGAAGGCCGACCUGGUUUUCACUCAGCAGAGUUUGAAGGAGGUUUAGGGUUUAGGGAUAGAGGAUUUGUUCCAUCUGAGUUUAGGGAUAGAGCAUCAGGGUUUGUCCCACCUGAGUUUAGGAAUAGAGCAUCAGGGUUUGUCCCACCUGAGUUUAGAGAUAGAGCAUCAGGGUUUGUCCCACCUGAGUUUCGAGAUGGACCACCAGACUUUGACCUACCUGAGUUUAGGGAUAGACCAUCGGGGUUUGUCCCACCUGAGUUUCGGGAUGAACCACCAGGAUUUGUCCCACCCGAGUUUAGAGAUAGACCACCAGGGUUUAGAGAUAGACCACCAGGGUUUGUUCCGCAGGCAGGAAUCCGGCCAUCACAGUUUGAGGAUGACCCGGGUUAUCCAACGAUUAACCAUGGAUGUGGCCCAAUAAAUGAAUACAACGCGAUGAACCCAGCUUAUAUGCAACCACUGGAUGUCCAUAGCAAUGCUCCCCCUAUGGCUUCCUGCCCACCUGACAGAACUCAUCAGGCUAACCAACAAUCUAGUGGUCCUGGCAAUAAUGUAAAUGGUAAAAAUUCCACCACCACAACAACAACAAAAUCCACUUCCAAGAAUGAAAUAUCUGUUGUCAAGCACAUGUUCGGAUCAGUCAAACCUCCACCUGGACGAUCUUUGGGAGUUAUCACAUGUAUUGCUAACAACUACGGGUUCAUUGAAUGCGAGGAUCUGAAAAAAUAUUCUUUCUCAUUUGAUGCUUUUUUUGGACAACGAAACCAUUUGGUACCUGGGGUUAAAGUGCAUUUCACGGCAGUCAAAGUAUUGGGGAAAAAAAAAGAAUGUGCAACUGAUGUGAAAGUUGCACCAGGAGGGACAGAGGAGAUUGAAGCCACAAUCUAUGAAGGUGUGGUCACUGCAGUGCUGCCUGAUACUUAUGUGUUGGAACCUCAUCCAGGACGCAUCAGAACCAUUCUCACUACUGAACCUGUAAAACUGCCCUUUGGAAGGAUGGACGCAAAAGCCACCCUACUACUGUUUGACCGGGUGAAAUUUCAGCUGCUCACAGAUGUUAUUACAAAGGUCCGCAGAGCAACAAAUAUCACACCGCAAAUGCCAGAAACGUUUCAGCUCACUAAGGAAAUCAGGGAAAAGGGUGUUAUAAUGAACAUAAAGGAUGAUUCGUUUACCAUCAUGUCAAAGAAACAUGAAAACCUCACUGCCUCCCUCAGUGAGUAUCUGUCAGAUGAGCAACUAAAUGUCAUGGAUGAGGCUGAGUUCACAGUUAUAACUGUAAAAGACACAUUGAAGGCUAUCAGAUUGAAGAAGCUUCCUGAGGGCGCAGUGGAGUUUGAUUCACAAGCAAAAAAUGCUACUGACCCCUCUGCAGGCAAAUCAAUGUGGAAACCAGUGACCUCGAAGGAAGCAACUGUUGAUGAAGACAUAAGCAGUGAGAAAUAUGAGGGAACCAUUUCCAAAGUCAUCCCCAAAAGUUCUGAAAAGGAGAUGGGGCAACAGCAGAAACAGGGCCUUGUGGACACCACUGUGGAUGGUACAAUGAAAAGUUUACCAUUUGGUUCAGGUGAUGUGAUCACACAGGCCACCAUGAUGGUCGGUGACAAGGUCCAGUUCAACAUUGCCACCAAACUGCUGACCAAGGAGGAGCAUGCCAUCAACAUUCAGAUUCAGCCAGACACCUUUCAACUAGAAUCCACAGAGAAACGCAAGAUAGGCAUUGUCGUACAAUUGAAUGAUGAUUCUGGGUUCAUCAAGGCCCCACAGGAUCCACAGCUCUAUUUUGACCUGUCUGAGGUUAUGGAUGACGCCAAGCUUGUGUUGUCAGAGAAAGUUGAGUUUACACUUGCAGUGGGGGUUAAGGGGUUUGCAGGAGGUAAACGAGCUAUUAGAAUCAGAAGGCUGACGGAGAGUGUCUUCACAUCUGUGCCAAAAAUAGAAGAAAAGAAAGAGAAGAAGAAAAUGACAAUCAAAUUGCUGAAAGACCCAAAAGAGCACUUCAAGAACCAAGUCAAAACAGAGGGCAAAGGUUGUGAUUUGCUGGCUGCAGAGAAGCCUGGCAGGGAAAAGGUGGAUGCCUCAAAAGCUCCAAAGCAGGACAAUAAAAGCAAACAGGAAAACCCUAUAAAGGGUAGCAGAGAACGUAGCAGAAGCCGAGAAAGCCGACACAGGUGCAGCCGGAGUAGUAGCCGCAGCCGAGAUAGGAGUGGCGGCUACUAUGGCAAGAACAGGAGCUCCAGUCGUGACAGGACUUACCGAAGUUACAGAAGGAGCCGCAGUCGCAGUAGAGAUCGUUCACGCAGAUACAGGCGUAGUUAUAGCCGUAGCCGCAGUAGAAGCAGGGAAAGGAACAGUCGGGGCGGCAAAAAGAGAAGUCACAGCCCAGAAUACAUGGAUGAUCAUCACAGAGGACAGAGCAACAAUAAGGAAUGCAGCAGCAAGAGACGAAGCAGAAGCCCUGAUGGCCAUAACAAGACAUCCAAAUAUGCAGCCAACUCCAUUGAUUAUAUGAAGUCGUCAUCUACUGAGGCUGUAAAUAAUGAAUUGGCAAAGAAGAGGAAAGAGUUAUUGGAGCUCAAUGAGUUAAUAGCACGUAAAAAAGCAAUAAUGGCGUUGGAACAAAUCACCAAAACACCAAGUCAGUUUAAAGAUGCACUUGAAAUGGAAAAACAACAUGGGAUUGCUACAUUUGAUUAUCAGCACAAAACCUGUGUAGAGAAUUCAUGGACCCCUGACUCCAAGCCAGUUAGGUCCAUUUUAAAGAAGCACUCUGAGUCUCUCACCAGUCCCCAACAUCAGGAAAAUGAAAGAAGUGAGAGUCCAGAAGAGCCAGUGGGAUGCCCAAAAACGCACGCUUCCAGCAUAUACACGUCUGCUGGCUCAGUCCCUGUAUGGAUUAAACAGAGUUCUACUCCUGAGAUUGAAGAUCAUGAAUUAGCAAGGAAAAAGAGACAGUUGGAGGAACUAAGUGAAUGUAUUGCACGUAAACGAGCAAUUAUGGCCAUGGAACUAAAGGCUAAAACCAUAUGCGAUGGGUCUGAAAUCAAAAAGAAAUAUGAUUUUGGUUCAUGCUCAGAUGAUCUGGACAUAACAAUGACAAAUAAGCACACCUGGCAAUUUGAUAUAAAACCUGAUCUUCAGCCAAAGAAGUCCAUUCUGAAGAAGCGGUCAGAAUCUGUUACUGACCAGCCACAGAAGGAUUUGACUUCAGCUGGUCAGUAUGCUCAUUUUCCAAUGUCUAAACAACCUAAAGAUGAUCACUCCGCUUUCCUCAAUCUCUCUGGGCCAUCAGAUACUGCAUUUAAAAAACCUUGUAAUCCACCAUCGGUGUUCUGUAAUACUGUUGACCUUUUCAAGAAACUGGUUAAUGAAUCCUCUACCAGUUCAAGUAUGAGCAGUAACAAGGCAAUAGCUCAGCAGUCAUUUCAGCCAAGUUCUGGAUUAAUUUAUGACCAAGAAAGUGCCAGAGAGACCAAAGACCAAAGUUAUUCUACUUCACCUUCACAGACAUCCCGGUUUUCUCACCAGGAUUGUGACCAGGCAUCCACAAGUGAGAGUUCUUCAACCCAGUCUUCAAAGCAAAAGACUAAUCUUGCAACACAAAUGGAACGGUUUCUUGGUGCCUUAAAUAAAGCAGAUUCGAAUUUAUUGACCUCAUUGUUGAGAGAUGCUAGAAAAGAUUCCGAUCGACCGAAGAAUCAGAGGAGCCCACAAGAGCCCACAGAAAGAAACAUGUCUUGUGGUGAUGAAUUGUAUGAUCCUUUCAAAGAAACGGAUUGCAAAGAAGACAACUAUCGUUUAAUGGGGAGCAAACAGAAUAUGAAUCCUAUGUUGAGACAAAAUGAAAACACCCAAGAUGAUCUCUUACCACACGAAAGAGCUGUGGUAGAUGGCAGUGGCUUUUCCAAAAUUGUUGGAAUGAAAUAUGGCAUUGAAGCGAAGCCUGAGAAUCGGUUCCUUCGUGGUGAGGCAAUGCCUUCCAGUAGUCAAAGCAGACUUUUAGAACCGCACGGAAAUUUUUUGAAAGAGUGUGAUACGUUUAAACUGUCACAAGAUCGUUAUGGUGAUGAGCCAUAUUUUGAGGACUCAUAUGCAGAGGACAGAGAGAGAUACAAAACACAAAAACUGUCUGAAAAGUACAGAGUAGAAGGCAGCCUUAGCCCAGUGCAUCAAAAAUCCAAGGAUGCCAAAGAGGAUGUCGCCCAAAAAGCAAGCCACUAUAAAACAAUUCAGGAGCUGCUGCAAACCAUCGGUCUUAAUUUGGACACGACAGAAGUUAGCAAGUUAGCUGAUAGGACAAAAGAGCGCCUGUAUGGUAAGAAAGUCAAACCCCAGAGUUCUCACUCUUUUGAUCAAAAAGAUGAACACUCAAUAAGUCGUUAUGAGCGAAGAGGUAGUAGUCAUUCCAGUGAUUCUGAGGGUGUAAAUUCUGUAUCCCCUGCUAAAACUUCUAAUCGUGAGGUUUACAUGAGUUAUUUGGACACUCUUAAGUGCCGCCACAAUGAUGGCGCAGUCGAGGACCUAUUUCGCCUUAAAAGGACUAUUAGGAACAGUCCAGAAGCAAAACAAAUGACAUCAGAUUCAUAUGAAAGUGCACCACCAGAAGUCAGACAUGACUCCUACAAACCAAUAGCAGAAUCCCUCUCAUUAGCUCAGUCUGUCGGUUUGCAGCAUACUCAAAUAUCCAGUGAAUUCUCCUCAGCUGCACACCACCUUAAAAACAAGCAAGAUUCCGGGGAGUGUAGUUAUGCUAUCGAGGGAGAACAAAAUCCCUACGGGUCAAUUUAUCAAAAUCCUCUGCAUUAUGCUACUGGUUAUCCGACACAACCCUCUCAUUUACCAUCUGGCUAUGGUGAUUACACAGCGUCUGCCAGGCCUUUUUUGUUGAUGACACCAAGCCCUGCCCAGUUCUAUCCAACUCUCUCUACUUUUAACACACCAGGAUCUUUUGGUCCUUCUCCAACUCCUCCUUAUCCACCCACUUCAGGUCAGUUUGGCUUUGUCAUGCAGUCUGGCAGCUCUGGUUAUGCCACCCAGCAGGCUAAAACAAAGCCCACUACACACAACAGGUGUCUCAAAACAAUAGAAACAGUAGAAACUCUGAAGUCUGUUAGUUUAAAACCUUCUGCUGUUAAAGAAGUACGUACUGUCAUUAGCAUACAGACAGAAAAAUAUGCUGAAGGCAAAGCUGAAUCCCAAGCGGCACCCGUGAUGGAAGAUGACAUCAAAGCUAAACAAAAAAAAAGGCUGGAGCAGUUUAAUCAGAGAAUGAGACUGAAGAAGGAACAGCAAAUGGAAGCCCAGCGAACACGAGGACAAAGCCAAAAAUCAGCACCAGCAGCUACCUCGUACCACGGCACGUGAUGACGGAUUGUUUAUAUCUCCAUGGUAUGUGUGUGUGUAUGUGAGGGAGAGCAUGUGCGCUGAGCCAAGUAAUGUGAGCAAAUGGCACUUUUUAAUGUACAAGUAACUGAUCCACGCAUCAUUUUAUUGGUAAAAGGCCAAUUGGAUGGAAACAGGUGGGAGGCAGCAAAUAUCGCAAACCUUUUUAUGCACGUUCACUUUGUCGAUAACAGAAAUGUGCAAAAAGUGUAUGGAAACUUGGCAAAUGAUAACAAGAACUCAAUAUCCAUUCUCUUUCGGAGUCCUCUGGAAUAAUCUUCCUCAGUGUUUAUACUGGUUUUCAAAACCACUUUCUGUGCUAUAGUGCCACCAAUCUCGCCCUUUUGUGCAAUGGCAGCGGCUCCGUGCACGUGAUCUAAAACUCAAAACUAAUUGGAUGGCCCAUUUUAUCACGAAGCGACAAGGAAAAAAAUCUACACACUGGUCGUAAAGAAAUGCCGCUUUGUCACACCGCGAAUUAUCGUGCCCGGUGUGAACAGUUCCAUAGGGAUCUGUUGUUUCGAUUCAAGAGCGUCAUCGCGUCAAACAUUCAUGUCACUUAAUCACGCUCAGUGUGAAAGGACCUUUAGCCUGUAGAAGGGCUGGAUGGAUGCCUGGUCCCUACUGCGACAUGCCACUUUCGUAGGAUUAUUCCCUCCCCUGGUGCUUCUAUGGAACUGCCAGAACCAGUUACAAAGGGCAUCCUGAGGAAAUAAGUUUUUAAGAAUAAAACUGCAUAGACAUAAUUCAGUGUGAAUCACUGUAUGUGUAUUGCCCGAUCUUUUUCUUUACCCAGUAUUCUAAAAUGUACUGGAAUUUCCUACAGAAAGUAACAUUUUGUUGGAAGUGUAAUAUGCUGCUUUUAAGCCAUGGAGGCAUGGUGGCUUAGUGGUUAGCACAUUUGCCUUGCACUUCUGAGGUUGGUGGUUCCAAUCCUGCCUCAACCCUGCAUGUGCGGAGUUUGCAUGUUCUCCCUGUGCUUUGGGGGUUUCCUCUGGGUACUCAGGUUUCCCCCCCAGUCGAAAGAUGUAUGUUGUAAGCUGAUUAACAUUUUCCAUAUUGUCCAUAGUGUGUGUGAAUAUGUGCGUGACUGUGUAAUAGGUGGCUUGGCACCCCGUCCAGGGUGUCCCUCAGCUUGUGCCCAGAGUUCCUUGGAAUAGGCUCCAGGCUCCCCCUUGAUCCUGUGUAGUGGUCUGGAAAAUACCACAUUUUCAUGACUUAGAAUAUCAUAUCAGAUCUUAAAGCAAGUCCCAUAUAUCCAUUGAGUUGACAUAGAAAAGCAUUCAUAGCCACACUCAGAGUUUUAAGCACCAUGCCUAUAAAAGACCAGGGACGUUGAUCUGAUGGACCACCAGAAAGCACCAGCCAUGCUUUCAGAGAGGAGGAAAAAAGCUCAGAUAGGGUGAGGGCAAAACUCUGUAUAGCAAUAUUUGCAUCAUUUUGAGCUUUUCAACUCUGAGGCGUGCAAGUGUGUGCUUGUCUCGGGCAAGCUUGCAAUGGUUUCUUUGGGUCGAGCCCACUUGCCCUCCACCCGUGUAAGUGUGCCUGCGUGGAAUAUUGCGAUUGUAGCUGACUUCAGAUUGCCUUCAAUUCCACAUGUGUCAUACUAAUAAGACCGGGCAUCACCUCCCAUUUAAAUACAAAUAAUGAUCAAAAAUGAAGAAGCUAGCCUAACAACACAGUUGAAUAACAAGAACUUUUAGUGUGAAAUUUUCUCAUGGGUGCCAAUACUGCAGACUUUUUAAAGGCUGUGUGAGAUUCUGACUGGACAGCAGCAUUUGCAAUAUUCAGUGCACAUUGAUCAGGGCUUUUUGUAACGCUAAUUAACAGAUGAAUCUGCUCCUGAAAAAUCCACCUUGGUCUGACCUACCAGCUGUCAACAUUGGGCCAGAUUGUUAAGUGCUACUAGAUUUUAAGUGCUAGAAUUUGAGUUACUGCUAAUAAUGCAACAUUGUGGGUAAGUUGUUUCAGGAAAAAAGCAGUACAGUCGAGCAGUUAGAAAAUCUUACAUUUAUUAAUCAAUUUAAUAAAGUAACACGGAAGCUGCCAUUAACAUCACCAGCUCUGUCUGUGUUUUGGCAGUAGGGUAUUUUUGGACAUUUAUUCUAAAAAUAAAAUCCAACUGAUGUUUUAACAAAACUGCAAAGUAAUAAUGUGUCUUUUUUUUGUUUCUUUUUUUUAAAGUCAUGAACACCAGUUCUCCUUUGCAAAAAGCUUACUGAAGAAACCUUUUAAAGCACAUGAUGUAACCAUGAGUAUUACAUAUAUCUUGUCGAUUGCUGUUAAUGAUGAAAGAAUUUAUUGCUCACCUUGAUUUCAAUUGAAGAAAGUUAGACAUUGACCCCCGUUUUAGACAGAGAGAACCCACCUGACUUGUCCAAGUACAGAUGUUAAUGCUCCACCUAUACUUUUACAUUUUUACAGGAAAAGUUAUUCGAACAGAAGUAAAGAAUGUGUGGAUAUGUGGCCACUCCCUUGUGUUCUGGGCUGAGAAGAGGGCCACAUCUCCUGAAAUAGGUAUGCAGCUUGGUAUGGACCCCAAUAGUGUACGCAUAUGGUGGAAGGGUGUGCAGGGCAUGACAUGGCAACAGCUUCUGCCCCAGCUGCUCCAACUUAAAGACAACUGGCCCGAACCUGACAUGAUUCUCAUACACCUGGGGGGAAAUGAUAUUGGCAAGAUGACCCCAGAGGCCUUUGUGUUAGCAGUGAAGAAAGACCUGGUUUCGCUGAAGAGCAUUUUUCCUCAGUGCUACCUUGUUUGGUCAGACAUCCUACCCCGCAAGUCCUGGAGGCACUCGGAUGACAGCAUGUCAGUGAACAACAUGCGACAGGCGAUCAACAAAACAGUACGUGGUAUUAUGGCAGAGCUUGGGGGUUCUUCAUUGGCUCAUGACAACAUAAUACCUAGACUGGACUCUGGCCUCUAUAGACCAGAUGGAGUUCACCUCUCUGGAAAAGGGAUUGACACU
This is a messenger RNA of Ictalurus punctatus (channel catfish), 9016 nucleotides long. RefSeq lists its product as uncharacterized. NCBI's taxonomy places the organism in Eukaryota, Metazoa, Chordata, Actinopteri, Siluriformes, Ictaluridae. The transcript is spliced from 18 exons. The record is from RefSeq and is a predicted model, not a curated record. Bases 324 to 6029 code for a protein of 1901 amino acids.